UAUUCGGAUCAGUGAUGGUCAUAUGUGUAGCGAUAAUACUUUACAGGAAGUUCUCAAUUUUGUGCAAGAAAAAUAUAAUAAGUGAAAUCAAGAUGGACACAUUUCAUAGAGCCGACACAGACGGUACUGCAAAGAUCAUAUCAAAAACAGACAAAGUAUCGAUUCCAAACGGAGGAAAAGGUCCCGAGUCGAAAGAUGUUGAUGACUAUGAUUACAUCUACGAAGAACAAGGAAAAGAAGAAGAAGAAGAAGAAACAUCUUAUAUGUACAGUUGCUAUGACAGAAAUGUGCUUAAGAUCCGGUCUAAUCUAUAUAGCACGGAGUAAAAUUUGUAUAUAAUUU
Saccostrea echinata is the source of this 342-nucleotide messenger RNA. RefSeq lists its product as uncharacterized. The coding region runs from base 15 to 326 and encodes 103 amino acids. The record is from RefSeq and is a predicted model, not a curated record. NCBI's taxonomy places the organism in Eukaryota, Metazoa, Mollusca, Bivalvia, Ostreida, Ostreidae. The transcript is spliced from 3 exons.